Triplophysa rosa is the source of this 541-nucleotide messenger RNA. Its product is annotated as plasminogen-like. Gene Ontology annotation, molecular function: signaling receptor binding; endopeptidase activity. The transcript is spliced from 4 exons. Gene Ontology annotation, cellular component: extrinsic component of plasma membrane. NCBI's taxonomy places the organism in Eukaryota, Metazoa, Chordata, Actinopteri, Cypriniformes, Nemacheilidae. Gene Ontology annotation, biological process: proteolysis. The annotation marks the transcript as partial. The record is from RefSeq and is a predicted model, not a curated record.
GAAGCUGCAGAAGCAUGUAUGCACUGCAUGGGAGAAGACUAUACAGGCACGGUCUCCACCACAGUACAUGGAUAUACCUGCCAACACUGGAGCGCUCAGACACCCCACCAACAUAAUUUUGAUCCUUUACUCGUACCUGGAAUGAACUUGGAGGAGAACUAUUGUAGGAACCCUGAUGGAGAAUUGGGGCCCUGGUGUUAUACCACAAGUCCAUCCAUACGUUGGGGAUACUGCUCUGUUCCUCAAUGCAUAACUGAACCGCCCGCAAUUGUACCAGAGCACACCUGUUUUACCGGAGAUGGACACCUUUACAGGGGGAAUAUUUCUGUGACAAAAUCUGGCCUAACUUGCCAGAGUUGGGUGUCUCAAACUCCCCACACACAUGACAGAACUCCACAGAUCUACAAGUGCAGAGGUCUUGAAGAGAACAACUUCUGCAGGAACCCUGAUAAAACGGAUGCACUAUGGUGUUACACCACACACCCUGGAAUGCGCUGGGAAUACUGCGACGUUCCCAUCUGUGUUGAUCCACCUAUACCUG